Anolis sagrei ordinatus is the source of this 1674-nucleotide messenger RNA. The record is from RefSeq and is a predicted model, not a curated record. NCBI's taxonomy places the organism in Eukaryota, Metazoa, Chordata, Lepidosauria, Squamata, Anolidae.
CGGAAGUCCAAGGUGGGAGUUCUCCCUCAGUCCCAGAUUGAAGCGGAGCAGCGAAGAAGGAGAGGGACAUGACAGUUCUAUGGAGCCACUCCUGGUGUCAUGAGAAACCAACCAGCUCCUAGUGGAUAUUGAGGAAUUCAGAAGUGCAGGAAGAAAACCAGUCCCAUUGGAAAAAAUAAAUCAUCUAAAGGUUUUGAUUUUGCUGAAUUCUUCAACUCACUUUAGAUCAGAAAGGGAAAAAUAAGAGUCAAGUGUCCAUACUGCAAUUAUAUAUACAUAAUGCUGUCAACAUGGAGGAGAAAGGAUAUAAACAUAUUGAAUGUGGAAAGAGCUUUGUUCAGCAUGGAAACCUGAAAAGACAUCAUGGCGCUCACACUGGGGAGAAACCCUAUGAAUGCCUGGAGUGCGGAAUGAGCUUCAUUCGGAAUGGAAAUCUACUUUCACAUCAAAGGACUCACACGGGGGAGAAACCCUAUAAAUGCCUGGAGUGUGGACAAGGCUUCACUCAUAGUUCAGGCCUACGUUCUCAUCAAAGGACUCACACUGGGGAGAAACCCUAUAAAUGCCUGGAGUGUGGAAUGAGCUUCAGUCUGAAUGAAAAUCUGCUUUCACAUCAAACGACUCAUACUGGGGAGAAACCAUACACAUGCCUGGAGUGCGGAAUGAGCUUUACUCAGAAAGCCCAUCUACGUUCGCAUCAAAGGACUCACACUGGAGAGAAACCCUAUAAAUGCCUAGAAUGUGGAAUGGGCUUCAGUCUGAAUGAAAAUCUACAUUCACAUCAAAGGACUCACACUGAGGAGAAACCAUAUAUAUGCCUGGAGUGUGGACAGAGCUUCACUCAUAUUUCAGGCCUAUGUUCUCAUCAAAGGACUCACACUGGGGAGAAACCCUAUACAUGCUUGGUGUGUGGACAGAGCUUCACUCAGAAUGGAAGUUUAAACAGACAUCAAAGGACUCACACUGGGGAGAAACCCUAUACAUGUUUGGAGUGUGGGAAGAGCUUCACUUGUAGUUCAAGUCUCCGUUCACAUCAAAGAACCCACACUGGGGAGAAACCCUAUACAUGCCCGGAGUGCGGAAUGAGCUUUACCCAAAUGGGACAUCUACACUCGCAUCAAAGGACCCACACUGGGGAGAAACCCUAUACAUGCCUGGAGUGUGGACAGAGCUUCACUCAUAUUUCAGGUCUACGUUCCCAUCAGAGGACUCACACUGGGGAGAAACCCUUUAAAUGCAUGGAGUGUGGAAUGAGUUUCCCUGAGAGUGGAAGUCUACAUAAACAUCAAAGGACUCACACUGGGGAGAAACCCUAUACAUGCCUGGAGUGUGGAAUGAGCUUCAGUAGUAGUUCAGGUCUACAUUCACAUGAACGGACUCACACUGGGGAGAAACCCUAUACAUGCCUGGAGUGCGGACAGAGCUUCACUGAUAGUUCAGGCCUACGUUCCCAUCAAAGGACUCACACUGGGGAGAAACCCUACAAAUGCCUGGAGUGCGGACAGAGCUUCGCUUGUAGUCAAAAUUUACGUAGACAUCAUAGAAUUCACACUGGAGAGAAUGGUGAAAAUUGACACCAGAGAAUCUUUCAAACAUGUAGGAAAGCAACUCUUGUAAAUGUUAGAAAUACAGGCACAAAGGUUGGGAUAUUUUAUCAUACGUGGUGUAUUGUAG